GAUAUCAUCAGAUCUUUCUCAAUCACCAGCUUUUGUGAAAUAUUCCCAAAGACAAUGAAGAAUUAUUUGAAUUAUUUCCAGCCAUUAGCCACGUAUGACCACUCUCUYGUCAUAAAGUAACGCUGCUACUGUCACUACUGUACAAAUAAUGUAAAAAAUCCUGGAAAUUAUAUCUGGGGGAGUAUUUUUUUUGCGUGGAACAAAACAUGGUCGGAAGAGAAGUCAAAACAGGAACAAAUACUUCCAUUUUUCCGUCUAAAUAAUCUUGGAAAGUUCAAAUUAUUCCUUAAAAUAACAUUUGUCUUGGAUAUUAGCCUAGAACACGUGGAGUAGUUGAGCUAAGUUCUAAAUGCUUGCGUGAUAAAAAGAGUAAUUGCAGACUUGCAUAAUACUGUACGUCUAAGAAAGACUUUUGGCUAUUGGAGUUGUUUUUACUCUGGAAAUAAGCUGAAUCGUUGAUCCCUUCUGGUAGUUCGUGCAAGCAAUGGAGCCGUUUGACUUGGAUAUACUAAGUACUACAGGGUUCAGUGAUUUAAUGUGGAGUCUCAAACGAUACGAGCCUGACUGCUACAAAUAUUCUACUGAGAGAAAUCCUGAAGAAAUAAAACAGCAUGUAUUAGACUCUCGAAGGGUUAAACACAUCAUAGAAGAGACUGCCAAAGAGCAGGGAAAAUCAAUCAGUGAAAUUAGAGAUGAAGCAAAGGCCAUCCUGGAUGAAAUGGGACACAAUUACAAUAUGAAAACACUGCGCUUCAUGGCUCUAAUGAUGAAGAAAAUCUUGUCAUCACUUCUUAGGAAAGUUAUGGUAAACAAGAAAGGAUUGGAAAGGUUAAGAGAAGCAUCGCCACACAUUCCUAUUGUCUUGGUACCCAGUCACAGAAGUUAUUUGGAUUUUCUUCUUGUUUCUUUCAUUUGUUUUCAUGCCAAUCUUCCACUUCCAUUCAUUGCUGCAGCUCAAGACUUCAUGAAUGCAAGAGUUGUAAGAAGACUCUUCCGUCACAGUGGUGCAUUCUUCAUGAGAAGGUCAUUUGUGUCAGACAAAUUAUACUGGGUAAUCUUUACAGAAUAUAUCCAGAACCAGCUUCAGAAAGGAAACAAACCACUUGAAUUCUUUAUUGAAGGGACAAGAAGCAGAACUGGGAAGUUUUUGCACCCUAAACUAGGUUUACUAUCCAUGGUUGUUGAUCUCUAUGCUAACGCCGGUGUACCCAACAUCCUGUUGUGCCCAAUAAGCAUCAGCUAUGACAGAGUACUUGAAGAACCUCUCUUUGCCUAUGAACUGCUGGGAAUCCCCAAGCCAAGGGAAUCGCUGCGAGGGUUGAUAAAAAGUAGAUCUGUCCUUGCCGAUGAUUAUGGAAGUAUUUAUGUGAACUUUGGACAACUUAUUUCACUGAGUGACUGCAUUGAAGGAAAACUUGACAGGAUGGCAACUUCCCUGGUGCCAAGGCAUCUUUUAUUGUACCUGACUGAUGAAGAGAAAGAGGUUGUACGUCAGACUGGAUAUGAAAUUAUUGCCAGACUCCAAGAGUCAAUGGUUGUAACAUCACCAGUUCUUGUAGCAGCUAUAAUGUUACAGAACCAAGAGGGAUUAUUCUUUGAUGAUAUUAUGGCAAAAUUUCACUGGCUGCAAGAGUUGUUCAAGAAAUUGAACAUUCCUUUGGCUCCACCAGACAAAACAAGCCUUAAGGAAAUUGUAAAAGAUGGAAUAGACCUACAAAAAUCAAGCCUUGAGUUUGACUCUGAUACUUUUGUGAGGAUAAAGGACCCAGAAGCAGGCAAUCAGGUACACCACAGUUCAGCAGCAGCACAUGCCUCAAGACUACAGCAUCACGUUAUCAGCUCUGUGAAAGAUGUUCUUGGUGAGGCUGCCAUCCACUUGCAGCUUGCUUACAAACGCAACACRUUGUUGCCGUAUUUCUUUGGAAUUGGAAUGGUUUCCAUGGCAACUCGGAAACAAAAGAGUGCUGCAAAGGAAUUAGGAAUUUUGUCCGAUGAUUUUAAAUUCUUGUCUCAACUGCUUGUGCAAGAAGUUUCUGGUCUUGCUGAAACUUUACCACAGGUGUUUCAGAAAACAAUGAAAAURUUGCAAGAAAAUCAGAUUUUAAACUUUGAUGCCACACAUUCUCAAUUCUCUGUGCGAGAAGCUGGGUGUAUAGAGUUUGCAUCAGGCCUCUGGGCUCCAAUACUUACAGCAUACUGGAUGGUUUGUGAAUAUUUGCUAAAAAUGGGAGGAAAUGAGAAAGAUGAGACACAUUUCAAUGAUGUCCCAAAAGGUGCUCAGCAUCUUGCUGCAGAAUAUGUCCUUUCAGGCACUGUGAAAUACUUUGAAGUUCUUUCCCUGGAACUUAUUAAAAAUGCCAUCAAGGCCUUCACUUAUCUUCAAGUUAUUGCAAAAGUAAAAAGACCGGAAGGCACUAUGAUAUCUGUCUCUGAUAGGAGUGAACUUCGAAAGCUGCACAAGACGAUAGGUGAAUUUCUUGAUAUUCCUCUAGAUUCAACAUAUAUUUCUCCACCUCUAUCAAAAAUGUGAAGUACUUGGUGUCAGCCCCACAUUAGAGGGUAAUGAUGAUGAUCAAAAAUGUAGAAUGGAACUUUAUUGCAUGUGGCAGCUCAUGGAUCUUACUCUUGCACACAUGCAAUAUAAAUUUCUGAAGAGACRCAUUCUACUGAAAUAUCAAUUGGUGGAAGUUUGGCGAACUCUAAUUCAGCUAACACAGGCAGUCCACACAGUGAAAACCCAAUGUUUGCAGGAAAAGGAAUGCUACCAAUGACGUAGCCUUGCAGUUAAAUUUAAAUGCAAAAAUGUUCAAGAUGCAAAGGAUUUAUAAUUCAUAAAUUAAAAUAUUGAUGCUUAAUGAAAAUAAAUUUAAAUAGAAAAUUUUUAGAUAUUUUUGAAUUUUUUGUAAAGUUCUUCUAGAAAUGACACUUGUAAACCAACUCCAAUUGGAUAAUUAAUGAAUAUGAAUAUAUAUAUAUCUGUUAUAAAACCUUAAUAAAAAGGUUCAAAUAACUAAAAUUUUUUAUGGAUAUAAUUCAAAAUAUCAAAAUUAAUGCCUACAUUGUAUGAUUAGAAUGGAAUUUUUCAUUAAUAAGAUUUUCUGCUUGAAAAAAUAUCAUUACUGCAAACUAAUAUAAAGCUAGACAAUCUUGGAUUUAAUGUAAAAAAUAUGUCACUCAUUAAAAUGAUCCUGUUCUUGUUCCUAUUAUAUAAUCUAAGCCCUCAGGGUCUGGUUAUGUUUGUCAAUGCUCACCAUGCAUGACCUAACAAGACUUUUGUAACAUAAUACCAUGUUUAGAAGGUUCUAAAGCCAUUUUUAGUCCUAAAGUCAUUUAGUCUUCCAUACAAUAAAAAAAAAACUUCAAAAA
Actinia tenebrosa (Australian red waratah sea anemone) is the source of this 3366-nucleotide messenger RNA. RefSeq names its product dihydroxyacetone phosphate acyltransferase. Gene Ontology annotation, biological process: triglyceride biosynthetic process; phospholipid biosynthetic process; ether lipid biosynthetic process. NCBI's taxonomy places the organism in Eukaryota, Metazoa, Cnidaria, Anthozoa, Actiniaria, Actiniidae. Gene Ontology annotation, molecular function: glycerone-phosphate O-acyltransferase activity; glycerol-3-phosphate O-acyltransferase activity. Gene Ontology annotation, cellular component: mitochondrial membrane; peroxisomal membrane. The record is from RefSeq and is a predicted model, not a curated record.